GACAGCACUUUUUCGCGGUAAAAUGAAAUGGACGUAAGACGUUGGUCAGAUUUCUUCCUCAUUUCUACUGUUAAACUUGUAGCUGAUUGUUCUUGCUAGUACUUAAUAAUCGCAAUUGUUAAGAGAAUUAGGUCGUCGACGUUGCUAUGAAGUGAGAGCAAAGCUAGCUACCGAAGUAUCAAAACAUUAGCAUCGUGCAUAACGCUGUAUUGUCCGACGUUAGUAACUGUAAAGCGUAAAACAAUGGCAUUAGUGACCGGAGAGAGCCUAAAAUCAGAGCUGGAAGUGUUCGACAUACCCUGCGAAGAUGAGUCCGUCCUUGACAAGAUGGUGGAGCAGUGUAUCUGUAACAGGAUACAAGCAGAUGACAUGGUGCUGGAGUGGGUGGCCUACAGCACCACAAAAAAUGGACUAAAACUAACUGUGGACACCCUGGAGCAGUUUGAGCAUGAGGUGUUAAACAAGAAGAACAAAUGCAAGCAAAGCUUCAGAAAGGAAGAAACUCAUAACAGAACCAGAGAUAUCCACACAAUACAGGACUUAAUCAAAGCUGAGGAAGAGGAGGACGAUCUACUGGACUCCUACUCUACUCCUGCUAAGGGCUCUCAGAAGCGAGCACUGACCACCCCUGAACACCCUCAAUCAAAAAGAAGUGCAGCUCUGCUGGCCAGCCCAGGCCUGCUGCUGUCUCCUGCCAUCCUUUCUCCCAGUUCAACACCGUCACAGAAGUACAGCCAGCGAGGAGGGAAAGGGGAGGUGGUGGCUACAUUUGGGGCUGUGCAGGGCACCCGCUGGGCAGGCAGGAAGGCUCUGAGUGCAGACAUCCAGGUGGAGCUGCUGGAAGGGCCUGAAGACUCGCUCCGCUGCAGCUACAAGUACAUGUUCCAGAGGCUGCGCGAUGUUCGAAACGUGCUGACGGAGAAGAUAGAGGAGCUCGGCGAGGGUCUCAGGUCUCACUUCCACAUCGAAGAGUUCUCCCCCGUCUCUCUGCCUGCCCAGGACAGUAUAACAGUAUUGGGUCAAGUUUGCUGCGACAGUAACGGCAAACUGAAUGCACAGUCGGUUCUGUUGGAGGCGGGACCAGAGCAGGGUGGUCAGCAAGUACCUGUUGACCUAUCAGAGCUUAAAGAAUACUCCCUGUUUCCUGGUCAGGUGGUCGUGAUUGAGGGGAUGAACACAACAGGCAGAAAACUGAUGGCUUCCAAACUCUAUGAGGGAGUCCCUCUUCCUUUCUACACUUCCGAGGUGAAAAUGGAGAUGGAUGAAGAGCCUAUGAAUGUCCUGGUGGCAUGCGGACCGUACGCUCCCUCGGACAGUCUGACCUUUGACCCUCUGCUGGACCUAAUCAACGUCAUUGUCAGGGAUCGUCCUGAUGUCUGCCUGCUGCUGGGCCCAUUUGUGGAUUCCAAACAUGAACAAAUUGAGAAAGCUCAGAUGACCGAGACGUUUGAGGCCGUUUUCUCAAGAUGCGUUGAAAGCGUCGUAGAUGGAACCAAAAGUGUUGGCUGUCGCCUGGUGUUUGUGCCCUCUCAGAGAGACAUCCACCAUCAUUUCAUCUACCCUCAGCCUCCCUUCACCCUGCCAAACCUCAGCAAGGACCAGGCCCAGCGUGUCACCCUGGUCCCUGACCCCUGCACCCUGCUGAUCGACGGUGUCACCUUUGGCUUGACGUCCACUGACAUCCUGUUCCACAUGAGUGCGGAGGUGAUCAGCUGCGGCGCUGGAUCGGACAGAUUUUCACGCAUUCUGAAACACAUGCUGACCCAGAGGAGUUACUACCCGCUGUACCCGCCCGUGGAGGAGGUGAACAUGGAUUAUGAGAAGUUCCAGAGCUUCGGUCAGAUGCCGCUCACCCCCGACGUUCUCAUCAUUCCUUCUGAGCUGCGCUACUUUAUAAAGGACGUGGUCGGCUGCGUGUGUGUCAAUCCUGGACGGCUGACCAAAGGCCAGGUGGGCGGGACCUACGGCAGGCUGCUCAUCCAGCGCAGCACCACAUCACUGGAGGGGAAGAGAGUGAGCCCCUGUUCGGCUGCUCAGGUGGUGAAAAUCUGAAAGGAGAUGAAGACUUUUGGAUGCUCGUUGUCAGCUGAAAUGAGCUGACGUGACCAGGGCUGCGCUCUGUAGGCACAGAUGUAAAAUAUGUUAAAACAAUUCACUGUACUGCUGAAAUCCUUUGGUUUAUUUUUAUAUGAGACACACGUUGUGUUGUGGAAUAUUAGUCACUCAGAAACAACAACAAUAAUCUCUUUUCAAUAAAUUAUUGUAGCCCUUUGUACAAUUUCCUUUCCUGUCAGUCAGAGCAUUGUAUCCAUUUCUCUGGUUCUCAUUGGAGGAGAAAGAAAAAAAAAAAAACUGCUGAAAAAUGUCUUUUGUACUUCAUUUUGUCAUAAAAUAGAAUAAAAAAAAUUAUUGUUUAACAUAUGUAAGUUUAAUGUAGUGGAGUUAAUCCAAGUGAGAUUUGGAAUUAUUGGAUUCAAAUUAUGUAACAUUCAGAUAUCUCACUAAUCAAACGGCAGAAAACAAACAACUUUAACAGGCUGUUUCAUCUUCUUUUUCAUGUUUGAUGUUUUAAAUAAACUAAAUUCUCUUUGACUGAGGGACAGUUUU
Chelmon rostratus (copperband butterflyfish) is the source of this 2607-nucleotide messenger RNA. It is a transcript of the gene pola2, whose product is annotated as polymerase (DNA directed), alpha 2. Gene Ontology annotation, molecular function: DNA binding. NCBI's taxonomy places the organism in Eukaryota, Metazoa, Chordata, Actinopteri, Chaetodontiformes, Chaetodontidae. The record is from RefSeq and is a predicted model, not a curated record. Gene Ontology annotation, biological process: DNA replication initiation; DNA replication. The transcript is spliced from 18 exons. The coding region runs from base 244 to 2052 and encodes 602 amino acids. Gene Ontology annotation, cellular component: alpha DNA polymerase:primase complex.